AGAGGGAAAUUUUAAGGGUAGCAAUAGAGAUAAUGUACCAACAAUGUCUCCAGGAAGUGUACAAGUUGCAGCAGAAAGGGUUUCUGGUAACUCCACUAGAAUGGUGACAAGAAAGCAUAGCAGGAAAUCAGCUGCUGAGACAGAAGAUAGCAUCGUUACUCCUAAUUUGGCUAAUGGUAAAGUUACCGCAUCAUGUGCAUUGACCGAAUACCUUCCUGAGAAAGCUUUGUCAUGUGAGGUUCUUCCAAAUGUUCAGCUGCCAGAAUGCUGUAAAGGCGUAAGUGCAAAUGCCACUGAUUAUGGAACUUGUCUGUUUGAAGUUCUUAUCGAGUGCUUAGUGGGCAUGAAAAUGUCUGCCAUUAGUCAAACUGAUGGACUAUGCAUUUCAGCUCUGCAUCAAUCAAGUGGUUACACUUUCAGCUUAACGUGGAUAAAAAAAAAUGGGCGUAGAGGAAGCAGAGCUGGUGUACCGGGUAUUGUUGUUAGGGACAUUCGAGAGAGUGGCGCCAGAGUGGAUACGGGAUGUCAUUAUGUUCAGCACAAAUAUGUGCCCCGUUUUCUUGGAGAGAUUAGCUCGUGUAAUCAGGUUGCAUUGUUAACCGGUAAACUCUCUGUUUUGAAAAUCGGAUCGGACCAGCCGGUUCAACUGGGAACCGUUGCUUAG
This is a messenger RNA of Hibiscus syriacus, 664 nucleotides long. RefSeq lists its product as uncharacterized. The transcript has 3 exons. Lineage: Eukaryota; Viridiplantae; Streptophyta; Magnoliopsida; Malvales; Malvaceae. Gene Ontology annotation, biological process: developmental process involved in reproduction. The record is from RefSeq and is a predicted model, not a curated record. Bases 44 to 664 code for a protein of 206 amino acids.